UUCCACAGCUGAGCAACGAGCUGACGGAGAUUAGAAAGUUGUUGCCCUCCCCCACCCCCCACACACACACGCCGCAUGCUCGCUUUCGGCCGAGUAUCGGUUCCUUAUUGAAACACCUGCAGCUCUCGGCGCGCGCGUCUUGUGUACUCAAACGACGCGGAUGAUUUUUUCGAGGUGUGCUGCAUAUUCUGCAGUGUGCGGAAUAAAAUUUCGUAAGGCUGCAUUCCACACGGGGUCAUUGACUUCGGCUGCGAGUAUACUCUUCCGGGAGCCCACGAUAGCUCUCGCCUGCGUCAUGUCACCACCCGAACCCAUAAAGCCGGCGUGCCGCCAAACAUCGAUCUCUCGUGCAGUGACCGCUUGUCUGUGAGCAGGUUCGCAGAGGAGUCGUCAUGGCGGCUUGGAGCACCGUCGUCGUCGUCUCGCUCGUGUUCCUUCACCACAGCCGCGCAGCGAGCGAGAGUGAGUUGCUGUCCAACUUCAGGCGCUGCCAGCGGGUGUGCAACCGCGUGCUGAGUAACACCAGCCUGCUGGGCGUCGUGGUGGGCGUCGGCGAGAACCUGCAGAACGCCACCGCCACCGUGGGCACUGGCAUCCGCGGAGGCAUCCAGGGCGUGGCCACGGGCGUCCGCCAGGGAACCGCCGCCGUCGUCGAGAACGUCCGUAAAAACAUACAGGCUGUCAGGAACGGCAUCCGGCCAAACAGGUACCCGGAAGACGACUACAAGGAGAACAGCCCAGAGCCGCCUCAUCCCGAGGAGCAGUUCUACGUGGUACCUGCGACAUGACACCACUGCCGUGUUGCAGGGCAGCUGAAGUCCAGUCUUCCUUUGCAGAAACCAGUUUCACGUCUCGCUCACAUUGAUUCAUACUUUCUGUACUUCGUCAGAAAAUGCUAACCUCAUACACAGCGUCCCGCACGCAACAACCAUCAAUACGUACACAUAUAAUGUACACUAAAUGCACACACUGUAGUUUCUUUGUUGUCACUAAUUCCCAUUAUCUUAAUGUAGUGAAACUUACUGUCUUACAAUUCAGAAGUCCAACGAGCGACGAAUUCCCGCAAGAUCGAGCUCAUGAAUGAGAAUUAAUCUACGAUAUAGGUGCG
Messenger RNA from Rhipicephalus sanguineus (brown dog tick), 1108 nucleotides. RefSeq lists its product as uncharacterized. Lineage: Eukaryota; Metazoa; Arthropoda; Arachnida; Ixodida; Ixodidae. Bases 393 to 788 code for a protein of 131 amino acids. The transcript has 3 exons. The record is from RefSeq and is a predicted model, not a curated record.